Penicillium digitatum Pd1 is the source of this 1083-nucleotide messenger RNA. Its product is annotated as Putative 3-hydroxyisobutyrate dehydrogenase. Gene Ontology annotation, cellular component: mitochondrion. Gene Ontology annotation, molecular function: NADP binding; 3-hydroxyisobutyrate dehydrogenase activity; NAD binding. The record is from RefSeq and is a predicted model, not a curated record. NCBI's taxonomy places the organism in Eukaryota, Fungi, Ascomycota, Eurotiomycetes, Eurotiales, Aspergillaceae. Gene Ontology annotation, biological process: L-valine catabolic process.
AUGAAUGUCCGAACAGCCAUGUUUCUCCCGCGGAGGUCGACUUGCUUCCAUGCGUCUGCAGUGGAUCUCCGAGGCUGGCCGUCCAGCAAGGCCCGAGCUUUCUCCACAACUAUGCACCGUGAUGCAACGUGGGGUUUUGUUGGAUUGGGGAAAAUGGGUUACCAUAUGGCCAACAACUUGCGCGCCAAGAUCCCUGCAUCUGACACCUUGAUCGUGCGCGACGUCAACGAAGAUGUUAUGAAACGAUUUGCUGCAGAGGCUUGGGAGACUGCACAGAGCAAUGGUGCGUGCCCCAAUGAAUGCCAAGUCGAGAUCGCUCAGAAUGCGCGCGAGGUGGCCGAGAAAUCGGUAGUCAUGGUAACCAGUCUCCCGGAGUCUCAACAUGUUAGCGAUGUAUUCCACUCUAUCCUCAAACAUGGGCCGCUGCCACCGCUCGAGCAGGAGCGUCUGUUUAUUGACGCAUCUACCAUUGACCCUGUCACAUCCAAGGAUAUUGCAAACACCAUCCACACCACGCAAACCGGUCGCUUCGUGGACGCCCCCGUAUCAGGAGGCGUGGUUGGUGCUCGUGCGGGAACGUUGUCAUUCAUGUUCGGCGCCUCUUCGCAAUCAGAUGAAAUGCUUGAGCGUAUCCGCAGUGUGCUCGCUUUAAUGGGUAAGAAGGCCUGGCAUCUUGGUGAGCCCGGUGCCGGCGUGUCUGGCAAGCUCGCCAAUAACUACAUUUUGGCUCUGAACAAUAUCGCUACUGCCGAGGCUAUGAACCUCGGUGUUCGCUGGGGACUCGAGCCGAAGGCCUUGGCAGAAAUGAUCAAUUCUUCUACCGGUCGUUGCUGGCCCUCUGAAAUUAACAAUCCCGUUCCAGGUGUUGUUGAGACAUCCCCUGCGUCGCAUGGGUAUGAGGGCGGAUUCGGGGUGAGUCUCAUGCACAAGGAUCUUCGCUUGGCUCUUGCGGCUGCCGAGCAGUCUAAUACUCCUCUUGCCCUGGGUACCCAGGCUCGCGAGGUUUAUCAGGCUGUGGAGGAAGAGCAUCGUGGCAAGGAUUUCUCGGUGGUAUACAAGUGGUUACAGGAGAAGUCUCAAUAA